UGCUCGCAGUCGUUAGUGCAUGUGUCGAAAGUUUUGCUCUAACUUCAAUAUGCACACUAGCCAACAUAUCCUUUAACAGUGGAAAACACAAUUGAACAGUGUAAAAAAAUGUAAUUUCUACUUAAAAUAAACUAAUGCUUUGCUAUUAUUAUACUUUACUCAACAUGGAAAAACAAUUGCUGUUAGUCGGUAUUUAAAACGACAGACGAAAGACACGUUGGGUGAAGAAAUGGCAAUGCAAUGUAGACAAAGGCAUGUGUGAUCAAUAACUACCUAGUGCCAGUCACACCUGGUGACUAUUUGACAAAAUAACUUUUCGACACUUAGUCACUUCUUAUGGUCCGAUCCAGGUUAUUCUAAAUUCUUGAUAUACAUUUCUAUGGUAAUCAAAAGAUUAAAGUGCGUGUGCCAGUGAGUACGUGCAUCGUAUUGUUCGACCGCAAAUAAGUAACACUGCGAUUAGGAACAAUUAACACAAUGGGCCUCUUCGACAAGCUGGCCAGCAUGCUGAAGAUCAAAAAGGAACAGAUCAACAUACUGGUAGUAGGAUUAAACAACAGUGGAAAAUCGACCAUUGUUAAUCAUUUUAAGAAUCCGGACGAACGGAACUCAAUAAUAGUGCCGACAGUUGGUUUUAGCGUAGAGCGAUUUCAAAAUCAAGGAGUCUUCUUCACCGCAUUCGACAUGUCCGGAGCCACCCGGUAUCGAAGCCUUUGGGAACACCAUUUUAAAUCCUGCCAGGGCAUCGUUUUCGUUAUUGACUCGAGUGAUCGAAUGCGCUUAGUGGUGGUCAAGGAUGAGUUAGAGAUUCUGAUACAGCAUCCGGACAUCGCCAAUCGCCGGGUACCAAUUCUUUUCUUCGCCAACAAGAUGGACUGUGCCGAUGCCCUAAGCAGCGUGAAGAUUGCCGCAGGUCUCGGACUAGAAAAAAUUAAGGAUAAACCGUGGCACAUCAGCUCGAGCAAUGCGCUUACGGGUGAGGGCUUACAAGACGGUGUACAGUGGAUGGUGCAUCAGAUAAGGGAGUGCGUUGCCAGCUCCAAGAACGGCAAUUGAAGACUUUUUCUGCAAAUCGCAGCAUACAAAUAAAAAUUAAAAAAAAAUAAAGAUGUCUCUUAGACAAUGUUUAUUUCUGAUUUCAGAAUUUUCGACCUAAGUAAGUUCUUGAAUAAUGUACAUGUUCUCCC
Molecule: messenger RNA, 1187 nt
Organism: Malaya genurostris
Lineage: Eukaryota; Metazoa; Arthropoda; Insecta; Diptera; Culicidae
Gene: Arl6
Product: ADP-ribosylation factor-like protein 6
Exons: 3
Coding region: 478-1056 (192 amino acids)
Biological process (GO): protein localization to cilium; intracellular protein transport; cilium assembly
Cellular component (GO): axoneme; cytoplasm
Molecular function (GO): GTP binding; GTPase activity
Source: RefSeq, a predicted model, not a curated record